This is a messenger RNA of Python bivittatus (Burmese python), 1840 nucleotides long. Its product is annotated as complement C1q tumor necrosis factor-related protein 8-like. The record is from RefSeq and is a predicted model, not a curated record. Lineage: Eukaryota; Metazoa; Chordata; Lepidosauria; Squamata; Pythonidae. Gene Ontology annotation, molecular function: protein binding.
AGCACUCAUUAAAUCUCAGGGCGUCCUGGAGAGAUCAUUUUUCUCCCGGCUGUCUGUUGUGGCACAUGAGAAUAGCUGCCAAAGAAAGAUCAACGCAAGGUAUUCCCCUCGUGGGGGUCAACGUCAUUCUUCCACCCAUCCACAGAGUGAGCCUCCUGAUCGUCCAUCCAAGCCAGUUAAAGAUGCAUGCCACCUUUCUCCUGCUCUUGGUGUAUUUUCUGCAUGCCAGCAGUCUUCCGGGCGAAAAGGCACCCCCAAAGAGGAGGGCUUGGAGGGCUCCAUCAUGUGUACGAUGUUGCAGGCAGGGCGAGCAGCCCGUCUCCAUUACUACUUCCCGAUACACACGGAUGACCAGCGACUCCGUUUACGCGCUCCCUAAGAUCCAGCCCACCAUUGAUAUCCACAUCUUAAAAGGUGAAAAAGGCGAGAUGGGGGAACAAGGACGCUCCGGGCCCGAAGGCAAAUCAGGCGAGCCAGGCCUGCAGGGUUCCAGUGGCCCGAAAGGACAGAAAGGUCAUGUGGGCCCCCCCGGUCAUUCAUGCAAGCAGCAUUACGCUGCUUUCUCAAUCGGCCGCAGCAAACCCCUCCACAGUUUGGAUUACUAUCAGCGGGUCACUUUCGACCCCGAGUUCGUCAACCUCUAUAAGCAUUUCAACAUGUUCACUGGCAGCUUCUUCUGCUACGUCCCCGGAAUCUACUUCUUCAGCCUGAACGUCCACACCUGGAACUACAAGGAGACCUACCUUCACAUCAUGAAGAAUGAAGACCAAGUGGCGAUCCUCUACUCUCAGCCCAGCGAGCGAAGCAUCAUGCAGAGCCAAAGUCUCAUGCUGGACCUCCUGGAAGGGGACGAGGUCUGGAUACGAAUGUUCAAGCGGGAGAGGGAGAACGCUAUCUAUAGCGAGGAGUCGGACAUCUACAUCAUCUUCAACGGCCACUUAAUUAAGCCAGCCGUAGAAUGAACUCCUGGGAUCCAAGGCUAAAGUGGAGGAGGUGCCCCAUCUGCCCUUCAAACGGUGCUUUUCCAUGGACUGCAGCCACAGAGCUUCUGGUCUUCCCCAGGGCCCCAGCGGGGUUAACUUAUAAGUAAGGGUUACUAGGCUUACAGCUUCUUCCAAUGCUGUGAUGGAGACACAAUCCCCAGGAUCUAAAACCCAGAGGCCCCCGUGGGCCAAUACCUGCAUCUGGAUCUUUGGGAGCCUGCUGCGAAGUUCUCACAAAACGGCUGCCAGGGAUGAGUGUUUGCACAUUCCCCCAAAGGCUGCCCCUGUGGGUAAGACCAGUUACAAAAGACCUCUUGGCCAGAAGGCAAACUAGUGCCACCCCAAUAGCUUCCAGGACUCCAUCCGUUACUUCUUAGCAUACUUGGUCUUUUGAGCAGAGGAUAUGCUUCAAAGAAAAGAGGGGAGGUCAAAAAAGGCAAGAUGGCACUGCUUGGGCUGUAGCCAUGCGCUAUUUUAUUUCCUAAGGAUACUUCUUGGGCUUCUGUGGGCCCAGAAACACCCUUGAGAAUCAGCGUGAUGGCAAAGUUAGCAGGCAUGAUACAUGUAAAAUGGGCUGGGCCCUUGAUCAUGCAUUAGAGGCUGCCUCUUGACUUUUUUGACACCCCUUCCCCAUGGAGACCCCUAAAAGACAGUGCAACCCCCAGUUUCACAGUUUUGGAACACUGAUCUGUAUUCCCUUCCUGUUCAUGAACUGGGUCUAUAAUCAAUAUUAUUCCAUGUGGUUAAGAUUUAAUGAGAUGCUUAAAAAUGGAUAUUGAUUUCCUGUGAGUAACAUAAUAGGCAUUUGUUCUUUCUCUCUUGUUAUUUUCCCCCCCUCUAUUUCCCUUUGUGCUUUU